AUGCGAGGUUUCAACUCAAGCACCGUGGUGACCCACUUUGUCCUGGUGGGCUUCUCCAGCCUUGGGGAGCUGCAGCUGCUGCUCUUUGUCCUCUUCCUGCUCCUGUACUUGACCAUCCUGGUGGCCAAUGUGACCAUCAUGGCCGUCAUCCGCGUCAGCCGGACUCUACACUCUCCCAUGUACGGUUUCCUCUUCAUCCUUUCAUUUUCUGAAUCCUGCUACACUUUGGUCAUCAUCCCUCAGCUGCUGGCCCACCUGCUCUCAGCCACCAAGACCAUCUCCUUUGUGGCCUGUGCCACCCAGCUCUUCUUCUUCCUUGGCUUUGCCUGUACCAAUUGCUUUCUCAUCGCCGUGAUGGGAUACGAUCGCUACGUGGCAAUCUGUCACCCCCUGAGGUACUUGCUCAUCAUGAACAGAAGGCUAGGGCUGGGGUUGGUUUCUCUCUCAGGAGUCACUGGCUUUUUUAUUGCUUUGGUGGCCACGAACCUCAUUUGUGACAUGCCUUUUUGUGGUCCCAACAGGGUCAACCACUAUUUCUGUGACAUGGCACCCGUGAUCAAAUUAGCCUGCACUGACACCCAGGUCAAAGAGCUGGCGCUCUUCAGCCUCAGCAUCCUGGUGAUCAUGGUGCCUUUCCUGUUAAUUCUCAUAUCCUAUGGGUUCAUAGUUAACACCAUCCUCAAAAUUCCCUCUGCUGAGGGCAAGAGAAAGGCCUUUGCCACCUGUGUGUCCCACCUCACGGUGGUCUUUGUCCACUAUGGCUGUGCUUCCAUCAUCUACCUCCGGCCCAAGUCCAAGUCAGCCUCAGACAAGGAUCAGCUAGUGGCCGUGAGCUACACCGUGGUGACGCCCUUGCUUAAUCCUCUUGUCUACAGUCUGAGGAACCAGGAGGUAAAGAGUGCCCUGAGAAGAGUUAUGACAAUGCCUAAGGCUACCAAGAUGAGCUAA
Molecule: messenger RNA, 948 nt
Organism: Ictidomys tridecemlineatus (thirteen-lined ground squirrel)
Lineage: Eukaryota; Metazoa; Chordata; Mammalia; Rodentia; Sciuridae
Product: olfactory receptor 10T2
Biological process (GO): G protein-coupled receptor signaling pathway
Cellular component (GO): membrane
Molecular function (GO): olfactory receptor activity; G protein-coupled receptor activity
Source: RefSeq, a predicted model, not a curated record